Molecule: messenger RNA, 688 nt
Organism: Diabrotica balteata
Lineage: Eukaryota; Metazoa; Arthropoda; Insecta; Coleoptera; Chrysomelidae
Source: the annotation of a GenBank genome assembly
GAGAACACAUCAAAACAAAUCAAUUUGAAGUAAUCCACAUUGUUUUGAAUUUGAAUUUUAAUGUUAUUUCAAAGAAUAUAGAGUCUAUAUUCUCUGGUUAUUCAAUAAAAUUAUAAGUUUAUUAAUAUUUUUGUAAAAUCAAAAUGACCAAGACGUAUCCAACAGACUGGGAUAUAAACAAAUAUAAGGAUGAUACAGAACCAGAGCAUCACUGGGAAUUAAGGAAGAUGUUUUUUGAAGCCCAUAAAGGCAAUUUCAGUGAAGACUAUUUAGUUGCUUUGGGAAAGGCUUUUACCAACAUUGAGUUUAUGGGGUGCAUGUAUCCUCAGAAAUUAAUGAUUCGAAUAGCUGAACUUUCUAAAGAUGUUGCAAAAUCUUAUAGAGAGGAAAAGAAAUCAAAGUUGCAACGAACAUUUGUAACUGCUUCUAGCGCGGCUGAAACUAGAAUAAAAAAUAGGAGGCAAGAUCCUGGUCCAGCACAAAGAGGGAGAAGAUAAUUGAAAGACUGUCUGUUAGUGUUAUUACAUAAGCAUUUAUGUUGAGGGUACAUGAAUUAAAAUGAAAAGCUUCAAUGUAAAAUUUUAUUAAAAACAUAUAUACAUAAAUAAAAUAAAUUCUGGAUUCAUUAUAAUUAAUAAUAGUGACAAAAUAAAGUUUGUAUUGCAAUAAAUAAAAUACAUUUUUUAUA